AUGUCGACUACCCAGACUACGCAGUCCAGAAGCCAUGCAGGACACUCUCAUGGACAUGGACAUGCCCACGGCUCAGAGUAUCUGACGUCCAAGAAUAAAAAUGAUGCGGGAGUCAGAAUCACACGAAUAGGACUGUUUGUGAACCUGGGCAUGGCCAUUGGCAAAGGAAUAGGGGGUUACGUCUUCAACUCUCAAGCACUGAUUGCGGAUGGUUUCCAUGCGCUGACCGAUCUCGUGUCUGACUUUAUGACGCUGGCAACUAUAUCUUGGUCUUUACGACCCGCAACGUCACGCUUCCCGAGUGGCUAUGGCAAGGUUGAGAGCUUGGGUGCCCUGGGCGUCAGUGGUCUCUUGUUGUUUGGCGGGAUUGGCAUUGGAUUCAACGCUCUUGAUGUGCUGUACUCGCAGUUCGUCGUUGACGCAGCGGCUGUGCACGCGCAUGACCAUGCCGAACAUUCAUCUGGCUUGUUUGGAUUCCUUGGUCACAGUCAUAGCCAUGGAGGCGUACCUGACCUCAAUGCUGCAUGGCUUGCUGGAGGGUCGAUUAUCGUCAAAGAGUGGUUGUACCGUACUACCAUGAAGAUUGCCCGAGAACGCAAGUCCGCAGUUCUUGCCUCGAACGCCGUCCAUCACCGAAUCGACUCCCUGACGAGCAUAGUAGCUCUUGCUACUAUCGGAGGAGCACAUGUAUUCACUGACGCUUCAUGGUUGGAUCCUGUCGGAGGAUUGAUCAUCUCGGCCAUGGUCAUAAGAGCUGGCUGGAGCAACACCAAGGCUGCUCUGCUUGAAUUGGCCGAUAUCACGGUGGACAACGAUGUCAAGUCUGCGGUACGGAAAGCCGUCACUCGAGCGCUGCAAGGUGACUCGGCCAAAGGCAUCGCAGCUGUCGACUUUGGAAACGAGACAAAGAUCAGAGAUAUCCAGGGUACCAAAUCUGGUCAGAAUUACCUUGUGGAUAUUGAGUUGGGCGUCCCGAAAGACUUCACGCUGCAACAGAUGGAAAACAUCGAGGAAGCCGUCCGAGAAAGGGCAGGCUCCAAAGUACGGGGAGUCCGACGUGUUCGAGUCAAGUUUGUCCCUGUGGAUGAUACUGAGAUCACGCUUGCCAGCGACUUUAUCGACCCAGACGUCAGUCCUAGAAGCAGUCCAGAGCCAGAGGACGAACGGGAUCAUGACCACGAUCAUGACCAUGAUCACGGCAAGGCGCACGCCAGAGGUGACGGUCAUCAGCAUCCCAAUGGCUAUGCGCCAACGACAUCCAAGACCAAGAAAGAUGCAUAG
This is a messenger RNA of Exophiala viscosa, 1281 nucleotides long. RefSeq names its product cation efflux family-domain-containing protein. Gene Ontology annotation, molecular function: monoatomic cation transmembrane transporter activity. Gene Ontology annotation, cellular component: membrane. Bases 1 to 1281 code for a protein of 426 amino acids. Gene Ontology annotation, biological process: transmembrane transport; monoatomic cation transport. The record is from RefSeq and is a predicted model, not a curated record. Lineage: Eukaryota; Fungi; Ascomycota; Eurotiomycetes; Chaetothyriales; Herpotrichiellaceae. The transcript has 2 exons.